AAACAGAUAGUGCAACUGACGAGUUGUCUCAUUUUAUAAAUGAAAUUUUAAAAAAAGUAUAACAUAUAUUGUUUAAUGAAACAGUGGCAUAAACUAACUUAAAGUGAAUUAUUUUAAAACGAAACCAGGCACAGUAAAUGUAAAUUUGUAAAGGAUAAGCUUAUAGAUACUAUCCUAAUGGAUAAGAAUAAUAAUAUUGAUUCAGAAAUUCAUGAAGCGAAAUCAGUUGCUCAAAAUGAAUUCUUAUACGGUUGGAUUGAAGAUAAUAAUCUUCUGCUAACAGAAGAAGAUAUUAGAGCCGUGUUUUUAGAAGGUUACGAGGAUAUCGAAGGACUUAGUUUACAAGAGACAUCAACUAUCCCAUUCGCAUCUAGUUGGAUGGACGCUAAGUUAAGUAAAACAAGAGCAAGAAGUCGCUUAUGGCCGCCUUCGAAAUCCACUACAACAGUGUCGAAUUUUACUACCAAUGACUUGAAUACAUCGAAUGAUGUGGAUUUAAAACUAGAUGAAUAUCACGAAACGGAUCUCGAAAGUGACAUAAUAGAAAAUUCCAGAUCCCAAGAAACUAGUCACAGUCAAUUGACAGAUUUUCAAAAUCGUCACGAAUUUUCUAAAAGUGAAAAAAUUGACAGUGGGUUACAAAAAUCCACAACGAUUUGUUCCAAAAAUGAAGAAAAGUUCAGUAUUGAUUCAAAGAUAAUAAAUCAAGUAAAUGUAAAGUUGUACAACGAAAAAAGUUAUCUAAACACCGCGUAUGAUAAAAUGAUGUCUUUAAUUGGGCAAUUAAAACAUGAUACCACAGGAAUCUCAUAUUAUCUAUACUUUUGUGCAUUAAAUCGAGUUAGUCCAUUGAGAUAUGUUGUUCAAAAUCUUGAUAAAGAAAAACUAUCUUUACAACAUCGUGGAAUUGGGAAUUUGGAGAUUAAAUUAAUUACAGAAGCUUUACGACGUAACACUACAAUCACUUGGUUGGACUUAUCUUAUAAUGUAUUGGAAGUUAGUAGUCUAUCAUUUUUAUCAAAAGUUUUAAAAGAAAACACAUUCAUACAAACAUUGCUUUUGAGUCAAUGUAAAUUACGCAAAGAUGGUCUGAUGAAAUUGUACAAUGACUUGAUCAAAAAUGUUACCAUAAAAUAUUUAGAUUUAUCAGGCUGUGAUUUAGGAGAUUCUUCUUGUAGUAUGUUGGCUGAAAUCUUAACUAUGAAUCGUGUUUUAAAGUAUUUGAAUUUGGCUCGAAAUCAGAUUGGUUCGGAUGGGGCUGAACUUCUCGGUGAUGCAAUUAGUUCAAAUGAUACAUUGCUCAAAAUAGAUCUUUCAUGGAAUUCAAUUACUAAUAAAGGUGCUUUAGAUAUUGCAAAAGGAUUAAAGGAAAAUAUUCGCAUCAGCAUUUGUCAUUUGUCGUGGAAUGGAUUUGCUGGCAAAUCUGGACUAGAAAUAGCACAAAUAAUCAAAGAAAAUAUAACACUGGAAGAAUUGUACUUACAAUAUAAUCGAAUCAGUGACAAAGAAAUUGAAAGUAUCGGUCAAGCCAUAUGUACAUCGAAUGAUUCAGGUGAAACAAAAUUGAGAAUUUUGGACGUUAGCAGUAAUCCAAUCAGUACAAAAGGAUUGUAUAACUUCUUUAAACAGAUUACUAAAUGUCAGAGUUUGAAACUGCAACGUUUAUUGAUGGAGGAAAUUCCUGUUGACUUUGAAUGUAUACAAUUAAUUGAAUCACUUAAGAAAACUUUCACUGAAUUAUGCAUAAACCAUGGACCACAAUUGAUUGUAGGCAAUACACAAGAUGAUGUCCAGUCGGAAGGUGGUACAUUUGUUGACUUAUUAUUCCUUCUUAAAAGUCAAGUAAACUAUAAUGGAAAAAUAUUUACUGAUGUUCUGCAGAAUAUGGAUGUAAAUAAAAAAGGAGCUGUUAGUGUUCCACAAUUUAUUGAAGCAUUGAAAAUAAUAGGGGUGAAUUACAAAUAUGAACAAGUAAAUGAUUUACAACAACGUCUGGACAAAUAUGGUGAUGGAACAAUUUAUUUCAAAGAUUACUUGAAGAAAAAUGUGGACUCAAUAACACCGGAAGCUAACAGUCCUAACUCCAGUCCAUUUAGACUGAAUGACAGUUAUUUCUAA
Messenger RNA from Schistosoma bovis, 2118 nucleotides. The record is from the annotation of a GenBank genome assembly. Lineage: Eukaryota; Metazoa; Platyhelminthes; Trematoda; Strigeidida; Schistosomatidae.